Molecule: messenger RNA, 3821 nt
Organism: Parasteatoda tepidariorum (common house spider)
Lineage: Eukaryota; Metazoa; Arthropoda; Arachnida; Araneae; Theridiidae
Gene: Pgant7
Product: N-acetylgalactosaminyltransferase 7
Biological process (GO): protein O-linked glycosylation
Cellular component (GO): Golgi apparatus
Molecular function (GO): polypeptide N-acetylgalactosaminyltransferase activity
Source: RefSeq, a predicted model, not a curated record
UGUGAUAACCGUGUCGGCUAAAGUUUCGUAUUGUUUAUUAUUUUUAUGAGGCUGACAGCACAGCUGUUAUUUUUAUUUCAGAUUUAUGUUCGAUCAUAAUGCUAUUGUACAAUUUUAUGAGAUAUAAAAUAAAUUUAAGUUUCUAAUUUUACAUUGGGUGUGUGACAUAAUUUUCAUAUGCAUUUAGGAGCAUAUGUUUUUUGUUUUACAGAAUGAAUUUAAUCUGUGUUAGAGACCCUAAAUAUUCAAAGAUUUAAUUAAUUGUCUUAGUAUAUUUAUUUUCGGUUGGAAGAUUAUUCUCUAAAAAAGUUUAAUAUUAAAAUUAGUGUGCCCACCUGCUGUAGCUACUCUUAUUACAUAACAUUUUUUUAAAAAAACGUGGAACUUCUAUUUGAAAAGAAAUUAUGAAAGUGGUCAGCCUUAGAAAAUCACGCUUACUGAAAGUUCUUUUAGUAAUUGUAGUCUUUAUUUUGCUUGUGGCCUUUUUCAUUCCAAAACCUAAGGGUGUUGCACUAUUGAGUGGAAAAGUAUCGAAAAGCAAAUUAGUUCCACCACGUUUGGGACCCAUCUUUAAAGAAGGUGUAUUGGGAAAUUUUGAACCUUCUCCUACAGAAACUAUUCGAGAAGGACCUGGGGAAAAUGGUAUGGCUCAUUAUGCACGAUCUGAAGAUCAGAAUGAAAUAUCAAUUGCAAUGAUGGAGUAUGGAAUAAAUAUGGUAGUCAGUAAUCAAAUAUCUCUUGAUCGAUCUAUUCCUGACAAAAGGCUCCAUGAGUGUAAAUAUUGGCAUUAUCCGAAAGAUUUACCCACAACUAGUGUCAUUAUUGUUUUUCAUAAUGAGGGAUUUUCAACAUUACUGAGAACUGUUCAUAGUGUUAUUAAUCGAUCACCUCCAGAAUUUUUAAAGGAGGUUGUUUUGGUUGAUGAUUUUAGUGAAAAAGAAAACCUGAAAGGGGAAUUGGAAGAUUAUAUUCGACAGUUUGGACAAAAAGUACGCUUAACAAGAAAUAAGCAAAGAGAAGGAUUAAUUAGAUCAAGAACAUAUGGAGCAGAAUUCUCAAAGGGUGAAGUUAUUGUUUUCCUUGAUGCUCAUUGUGAAGUGAAUGUUAAUUGGUUGCCACCAUUGUUAGCCCCCAUCUAUACAAAUAGAACUGUAAUGACUGUACCAGUGAUUGAUGGAAUUGAUAAAGAUAGUUUUGAAUACCGACCAGUCUAUCAAGGAGAAAAACAUUUUAGAGGCAUAUUCGAGUGGGGAAUGCUCUACAAAGAAAUUGAAAUACCUGAAGAGGAAGAGCGAAGAAGAAGAUAUCAUAGUGAACCUUACAAGUCACCCACACAUGCUGGGGGUUUGUUUGCAAUCAAUAGAGAAUACUUUCUGGAACUUGGAGCUUAUGAUCCUGGUCUGCUUGUAUGGGGUGGAGAAAAUUUUGAAUUAUCUUUCAAGAUAUGGCAAUGUGGUGGUAGUAUUGAAUGGGUGCCAUGCUCAAGAGUUGGUCACAUCUAUCGUGGUUUUAUGCCAUAUAGUUUUGGCAAGCUAGCUGAACAAAGAAAAGGACCUUUAGUUACUUUGAAUUAUAAACGAGUUGUGGAAGUUUGGAUGGAUGAUUAUAAAGAUUAUUUCUACAUUCGAGAACCUAUAGCUAAGCAAUAUGAUCAUGGUGAUAUUAGUGGGCAACUAGCCAUAAAAGAACGUCUUCAGUGUAAAUCCUUCAAGUGGUUUAUGGAUAAUGUAGCAUAUGAUGUGCUAUACAAAUUCCCUCUAUUACCAAAAAAUUUGUUUUGGGGAGAAGUAAGGAGUAUGCUUACUGGGCAGUGUAUGGAUACCAUGAGCUCACAACCACCUUCUAUUGUCGGCAUGAGUCACUGCCAUGGUUCUGGUGGCAAUCAAGUUGUUUAUUAUGAAAUUGAAACAAAGGUUUUCCGCUUAAAUGCUGAAGGUCAGUUGGGUGUAGGUGAACGCUGUGUUGAUGCGGAUACUGAUCAUGUUAAACUUGUAUUUUGCUCACUGGGAACUGUGGAUGGCCCAUGGGAAUAUAAUGAAACUAAAAAGAUGUUAUACCAUAAACAACACAGAAAAUGCUUGGAGCUAAGCCAUUCAAGAGGAAGCCUUCAUUUACAGUCCUGCAAUGAUAACUCUAAUGGUCAGAAAUGGAUCUUUAAAGAACUUGUGGUUGCAUAGUUCCUGAUCAUUAUAGUGCUUGGUAAUGGGUAUAAAAUAAUUUCACUACCUAUUUUUAUAUUCUGUGAUCUUUGCAUUUUCAUAUGAGGUUAAACGUUGUCUAAAUAUGUAGAUAACAUAAAAAAUGGUGUCUGUUUCCAUGUAAAUAUUUAUAAAAGGUUGUAAGGUAUUGUACUUAUUAACUUCUCUUAAGGAACAUACGCAUCUUGCCAUAACAAAAAUUAAUUCCUAGUUUUGUUAUUUUGUAGAACAAUAUUUGGUAUGAAGAAAAAAUUAUGCAAAUUCAAUUAGAAUUUUAACUAGUGCAUAAAAGGUCAUCUAUAUAACGAAAGAACACCCUUAAUUUCAUAUAAUUGUCUCUCUCUACACAUACUAUUUAAUCUAAUUUGUAUAAAUUUAAGUAGCGGUUUUUACAGCAGCAGAUGUAUUUUCUUAUAUUAGGGUCCAUUUGUUGAUUGCUGUUACUUCCUUUGCUUACUUUCUUGCAACGUUAAUUUUUUAAAUGUUAGUGUUGUUUCUAAAAAUAUUUACAUAUCUGACAAUAGAGCCAUAUCAAAAAUGCUAUAGCAUCAAUUUCUUACCAACUAAAAGAAUGCCAUUCUUUUUUUAAAAAACAAAAUGUCUUAUUUAGAGAAAUAUUUUUUAGGAAUUUAUCAGAAUCAACUUCUAGAAUAAUUAUGAAUCAUGACAAAUUUUGAGUUGAAACUUUUGCCUACUAGUUUUUUCCCCCUUUCUGAGCAAAAUUAAUUGUUUGUUAAUAAAUAUUGUCUUGGAUAACAGCCAUAAUUAGAAGAUGUUUUCUAACCUGAACAAACUUUUGGUGUUUCAGUUUUGCUUAAUUUUGAAAUGAAAAUACCAUUCCAAUGGGUGAUUUUUUUAUCUUUAUCUAUUAGUUAUACAAAUUUAUAAAACCUACAUAUAUUUUUAAGAUUGCAUGAUGAAUAUACAUUUCUAUUUAUUUCUAAGAAAGUGUCCCCAAGUCAAAAAUUAGUUUCUCGAGUGCAAUGUACUCUGAACAGUUUGAAAUCUAAAUGGUAUCAGAAUACUAAAAAAUGCUAUAUGAGCAUUAAAUUAAUAUUAAUUAUGUAAUGUACAAAGUGGCACACAAUAUAUUGCUUUCUCUAAACUAAUGUGAGAAGUAUUUCUUUAAAAAUUACAUAUAGUAAAUUAAAUAAGCUUUCUCUAUUUAUUUUUUUAUUAUUCUUCUUUUUUUUUUUGUGAAAGAGGGAGAAAAAAUCUUAAACGGCUUACCAGUGUAUUUCCUUCUCAAAUUGAACCUUACAAAAAUCUUAUGACAGAAGAAAGUCAGAAUUACAGAAUAACUCUUUUUUUUUAAGCAGUUACAGGAAUGAAUUUUAUCAUAAUUUAUAUUUUAAAGAUAAAUUUGGGUCUGAAAUGAGUAAUAUUUAAAUAUCAGAGAAAGCUUACUUUUGGUUUUCUAAGCAAAUUUCAUAUAGAAAGUAGUUUGUGUUUAGCCAACUGGCCCAAUAGAACUGAUUAUAGCAAUAUUUUUAAAAGGUUUAUUUUGAACAAAAUAUUAGUGUUGUAUCCUUAAAUGCUCAAAAGAACAUAUAAUGCAUUAAUAGUAUUUUGUAUUGAAGUAAAUAAUGUCAAUUAGUGAAAAUAAAGAGAUAUUUAAAAAUA